AUGUACAGGGAAAAGACAACAAAGUCUUCGGGAGCAGCAAUUGGCGAAAUCAAAGAAGUCAGAGCAACUGUGACCGAUGACAGUUUAGAAAUGGAAAUUGACCUGAUGUUCGACAAUUUGAUUUUCGAAGGAAAUUAUAAAUUUGAUGGAGGCGUCAACCUGUUCCAAAUACACACGAAAGGAUUCUUCAACAUCAGCAUGGAGGGUGUAAGUACAACUUGGGCCGUAAAAGGUGAACUUGAAGAACGUGAUGGUGAAAAGUAUAUGGUUAUUAAGGAAGCUGAUAUGUCGCCAGUUCCUUCAAAUGUUAAUAUUUAUGCCACAAAUAUUUUCCCUGAUAAAGCAGUCAAUGACGCUUUCCUAGUGACCAUGAAUCAAAACUGGCGCUCCUUAUACAAAGAGGCGCUCCCAUAUUGA
Molecule: messenger RNA, 417 nt
Organism: Ctenocephalides felis (cat flea)
Lineage: Eukaryota; Metazoa; Arthropoda; Insecta; Siphonaptera; Pulicidae
Exons: 4
Coding region: 1-417 (138 amino acids)
Source: RefSeq, a predicted model, not a curated record